This is a messenger RNA of Anneissia japonica, 2462 nucleotides long. Its product is annotated as transmembrane protein 59-like. The coding region runs from base 76 to 1029 and encodes 317 amino acids. Lineage: Eukaryota; Metazoa; Echinodermata; Crinoidea; Comatulida; Comatulidae. The record is from RefSeq and is a predicted model, not a curated record. The transcript is spliced from 6 exons.
AAAAGUGGGACUACGUAAUGGUUGACAAUUGACACGGAAGAGAAGGGUAGAAAGUUAUUGCCAAGAAAAAUCAAAAUGACUAAACUUGGCAGCAGGAAAAGUCUUCUAAUUCCAUCUACGACACUGAUAUUUAUAUUAAGUGCAUGUUUUAGGUUAAAUGCUGCUUUUGGAUCAUUUGAUUCAGUCCUAGAUGAUGUGAGCAGUUGCUCCGAGACUUGCGAAAACACAUACCCCAUGCACACAUACCCGGAGAACGACAAUUUGGUAGCAUGUCAGCGUGGUUGUCGUCUGCUGUCUAUUGUUGAAUUUGCUGACGAGGGCAUGACGGAUUUAAACAAUACUUUAACCACAUGUGAAGGCGCAUGCAAAGAAGCAUAUGAUGAUAUGAGUGAAGGUGCAUGUUUUGCCUGCUGUCUUGGAUGCGCAAGCCAAGUACCAUACAUCAUGCAGCUAAGGGAAAAGUAUGCCCAAAUGGAACCAGUGAUUCACUUGCUGACACCACUGCUCACAAUGCAGAACAUAUACCGUGAGAUUGUGGACAAUGCUCACGGAAUGAUCAUGAGUUCCUGGUCGGUGUUCAUGCAGUCCGACAACGGCAUUGUCUAUGUAUUUGAGUCGAAACCAAGAGUCGAUACCUUUACACUUCAGUCACAGUAUCUAAAUGAAGAUCAGGUUUUAGUGGUGGAUGAUGUCGUCGACACUUCACCAUCGUAUGACAGCAGCUACACGUCCAACACGAGUGAUUGGUUGUCCUGCGUUUCAUAUCGGUCUGGCCUCCCUGAAUGGCUCAUUUCACUUAUCCUCUUCCUGUCGUCUGCCUCUAUGAUCUGGCUUGGAUUUGCCUCGUGUUCGACAGCUAAACCACAACGAGUCAUAACACCCAAGAAAACAUAUAAGUACUUAGACCCAGAAUGGGAGGAUCUGAUGAAGAAGUACCCUGUAUGUGUGGCUGAAUCGUUUGACCAGGGCUCAAUGGCAGAGCCGCUGCCCAUUAAGGUGGACAUACGGCACGAGAAUACUAGUAUAUAACUUAGUUGCAAUAAAAUGGGAUGAAGUUACCCCAGGAAUUAUGUAUGCUAUGACAAUGCAUAGUAUUUUUGUUUGUUUUUAAAAAUAUUACUAGUUUAGUAAAUACAAAACUGUUCAAUUUGAACAGUAAUGGCAUUAUACUAUUUUGGUGACAUGGUCACAUUAAUGGUCUUUGUCACCAUACUAUGUCUUGGUUAAAUUUGGUUUGUCUUGGGUUUUUGAUUUAUGUAUUUGUUUAAAAUAAUUUGGUAUUGUUGUGAUAUUGACAUUGUUUCUAUCAAUUUAAAAUUGUGGUUUUUCUGAGCAUAUACUGUUUAUAAGGGACCAUAUAAACUUCUGUACAAUCGUCGUUUUGUGAUUGUUUUAAAAAAUAUUACCUUUUUUUAAGUAUUUGGGGAGGAAAACCUUGGCAUAAAGUCGUACUAUAAUACAUUGAAUUUCAGUGUUUGGUAGCUAUUCAAUACAGACAGGGUUUCUUGCUGUGGUGGGAUUGAAACUUGAAAGAAGAAGAUUCCUUUUCUAUUUUAGGUUUCAUAACUGAACAAAUUUAAAUCAAUUAAUCUGUACUAAUUAAUAUUCAUUAGUGUUUAUUAAUGAUAACAAUAUAAUAGUAUAGGUCAUUGUUAAAUUGCUGUAGUUUUUGUUGAUAAUUUGAGAUAUUUCACCCACAUAUAUUUUUUUACCCAAAAAUUGUUAUUCAGUAUUAAUAUGUUACAUUUAAUUUAAUUUUCUUGAUAAAUUGAUUUGGAAAUUUCAUUGGUAUUCUGAAGAUUUGGUCUUAAACUGGAUCUUUUAGUUGUCUGUGUUUUUUACUGUAUUUCUAUGAAACAUAAAAUAAUGUGCGUAAAGUGUUUUAACAUUAAACGUAAGCAUUGUAUGUCAAUUAUUUGUUAAAUUCACUACUGUAAUUCCUUUGGUAUAUAACUCCCUUUGAACAAAAAUUUGGGGAAAUUUUUGGGGGUGGAGUUAUACCCGACUAAUCCCCUUUUUAAUCAAAUGUUAAUUUCCCAGCACUGUUUGCCUAAUUCAAAGCCAAUAUUCGAUAUUUUUUUGCUGAAAAUAUUUGUAAAUUUUAGCUGGUAUGUAGAAUUGGGCAUAAAGUAAUAAUGUGUUUAUUUAUACUCAAGGAACUACGGUACUAGAAUAUAAUAAUGUUUAUUUAAUAAAGAAAAGCUGUAUUUUAUCACAGGCAACAUAUCUUUAAAUUUUAAUUCAUAUGGGUUCAUUAUUAAUGAUUGGUGUAUUUUGGAUAAUUAUUGGUUAGAGGCUUUUCUGUUUUUUUAUCAAUGAAUUUGCCUCUUUAUCUAAAUGACCAAGGUGGACAAUAUUUAAGUGUAAACCGAGUUCAUUAUACUGUAUUGCUCCUAAGCACUUGGAUGCAUGUAUGGUCUGCGAAUAUGUACUUCAAUGUAAAAUAUAUAAUAACAAAAUGA